Messenger RNA from Salvia miltiorrhiza (redroot sage), 2295 nucleotides. Its product is annotated as probable CoA ligase CCL5. NCBI's taxonomy places the organism in Eukaryota, Viridiplantae, Streptophyta, Magnoliopsida, Lamiales, Lamiaceae. The coding region runs from base 430 to 2145 and encodes 571 amino acids. Gene Ontology annotation, molecular function: CoA-ligase activity. The transcript has 4 exons. The record is from RefSeq and is a predicted model, not a curated record.
AUAUUAAAUAUGUCUUAGGAUCAAUUCGUUUAAGAAGAAAUAUUUUUUUAGUUAAUAAUCUUACUUAAUUAUUUUUAUUUUAAUAUAUUAAGAAACUGUCUCCCACAAUAUAGAUUCCGACAAUUUUGGGCGGCAAAAAUAUCCAUCUUUCUUGAGAAUGUCCAAACACAAGAACGAUGUCCCAAAUGUCAUUUUCUCACCAAAGACAAAAUCCCAAAGGAAUAAAAAUUGAAUCUUGCAGCAUCAUGCUUUCAUCACCUCGUUAUAGCCGGCAACUAUGCAAAUUAACAAUUCAAACGACAGCACUUUACCUCAAAGGAAUCCACUGUGUCGACAAACUGGCAGAAUGAGACUUCGUUUUAACUAUGAUUUUGACACCACAAACAUCAUAGAGAAUGUAGAAAUAUCCUUAGAAGGAUUGGUAUAAAUAUGCAGUGUGAGAAGAGGAUAAUGGUAAUAGCCACCAUGGAGGAAGAAUCACUGCAAAAUUCUCUGCUCUUUGAUAAGAAGAGCGGCUUCGAUUCACAAACUGGAAUCUAUCAUUCCUUGGUUCGUCUCGACGAAGACCAAAAGAUCCCAACUCAGCCUAAUCUCGACAUAGCCACGCACGUGCUGUCUCAUUUCCCCCCACCGGAGGAGGCUGAGAGGCGCGUUGCGCUCAUCGACUCGGCAACGGACCAACGUGUCACCUACGCCCAGCUCCACCGCUCCAUCACCUGCCUUGCUGCUGGUUUGCAUCAUGGGCUCGGGGUGAAGAAGGGCGACGUGGUGUUCAUCUUGUCGCCCAACUCGCUGCUGUAUCCAGUCAUGUGCCUUGCUGCGCUCUACAUCGGAGCAGUGAUCACCACUGCUAAUCCAAUCAAUACCGAAGCGGAGAUCAUCAAGCAAGUACGUGAUUCGGGUGCCACGCUAGCCAUUUCUGCACCCUCGGAGAUGUCCAAGCUUUCUUCGACUGGAGUGCCCGUUCUCCUUACUACGGGUGGUGGAGAAGGCGGUCAUCUUUCUGUUGAGGAGCUGAUCGAGAAGUGUGAAUCUUUGGAGAUUACAGAGGCGAAGCCAAAUCAGUCGGAGACAGCAGCGAUUCUGUACUCUUCGGGGACUACUGGAACCAGCAAAGGAGUAGUGUUAACUCAUUCCAACUUCAUCUCAGUUGUGACAAUGAUGAAAUGGUCUGUCCAAGUAUCCAAGGCCAACGAUGAUGUGAUCCUAUGCUUCAUACCUAUUUUCCACAUCUAUGGCCUAGCAUUUUUCGCGCUAGGACUGUUCAGCACGGGCAACACGGUCGUUCUAAUGAAAAGAUACGAUUUCCAAGCUAUGCUUGAAGCUAUUCAGAAAUACAAGGUGAAUAACAUACCUGCUGUUCCUCCAGUGAUUCUUGGCCUGGUUAAGAAUGAUGCAGGAGGGCAUGACCUAUCAUCCUUGCGACGAGUGGGAUCAGGAGCGGCACCCCUGAGCAACGAGGUAGUUGAGACGUUCAGAAAGAAAUUCCCAUGGGUUGAGCUUAGGCCAGGCUACGGAUUGACCGAGAGCUGUGGAGCUACUACUUACUUCGCUACUGAUAAGGAAGCAAAGGCUCGUCCCGCCUCAUCAGCAAGACUGCUUCCGUAUUUUAGUGCCAAGGUGGUCGACUCUGAUACUGGAGUGGCACUACCGCCUUUCAGGGAAGGAGAACUUUGGUUAAAGAGCCCAACUGUGAUGAAAGAAUACUUGAGAAAUGAGGAGGCAACUGCUGCAACUUUUGAUCCAGAAGGGUGGCUCAAAACAGGCGACCUUUGUUACUUUGAUGAUGAAGGAUAUAUUUACAUAGUCGACAGGAUCAAGGAAUUGAUCAAGCACAACGGCUAUCAGGUGGCUCCAGCAGAGUUGGAAGCAAUACUAACAGGCCAUCCAGACAUAACUGAUGCAGCAGUCAUACCACAUGAAGACGAAGCAGCAGGACAAAUACCUGUAGCAUAUGUGGUCAGAGCAGCUUCUGAUAAGUUAACGGAAGAUCAAGUCAUGCAAUUUGUUAAUAGACAGGUAGCACCAUACAAAAAGAUUAGGAGAGUGAGUUUCAUCAGUGCCAUACCGAGGUCUGCUGCUGGCAAAAUUUUGAGGAGGCAAAUGAUAUCACAGAGCAAACAGCAGACACCCUCCAGAUUAUGAAGUAGCUAAGAACCAGCAGUUGGAGGAAUCUUCAUCUGAAUUUUCAAAUGGCACCAUAUUGUUUUCUUUAUAAAUAUCAUGUAAUAAAUGAUUAAUAGACUAUCUCCAAAAUAAUAUGAGACUGCAAUGUCCAAAUCUGCCGAUUCUAGC